AUGGGCGGGGUGGCGGGGGUGAUGGGGGGGGGGGCAGAAUAUGGGGGAGGGGGGGGUGGGGAGGGGGGGGGGGGGAAAGGGGCAAGGGGGGGGGGAGCUGGGAGGCGGGGAGGGGGAAGGGGCGAUGGUGGGCCAAGGGGUCUAGGGUGGGGGGAGGUUGGGGAUUGUGAGGGGGGUGUGGUUGGAGGGGGGUACGGUGGGGGGGGGGGGAGCGUGUGGGGGGUAGACGGGGUGGGAAGGGGGGGAGGUCUGGUUAGGGGGGGAGGUUGGGGGAGGGGGGUCGGGGGCGUAGGAUGGUGGGGGAGGAUGGGGGCUUGGGUCCUGGGUGGAGUGGGGGUGUGCGGGGCGGAUAGACGGGAUGGGAGGGGAGCGAAUGGGAGGGGUGGGGAAGGGAAAGACAGGGUUGGGGGGGAGGCAUGGCGGGGGGAACCGAGGGACAGUGGAGGGUGGGGGGACGGGGGGGGUUGCAACGGAGGGGGGGGGUGGCAGGGGGGGGUGGGGGGGUCUGGGAGGGGAGGAGUGAACGGGGGGGUGGUCCAGAAGGGGUGGGGGGAUAGGGAGGGGCAGGGGGGGGGGGGGGGGGGGUUAGGGGGGAGGGGGCGGCGCGGGCGGGAGGGGGGGGGGGUUGGUGGUGAAUUGUGGGAGGGGGGGUGGGAAGGAUAUAAAUCAGGUGAACAUGAGGGUUGGGAAGGCACGGUGGGGGGGGGGGGCGGCGCGGGGCAGUGGGGCGGCGUAGGGGACAGGCGAGGUAGAGGGAAGGGCGGAAGUGCCGUGUGGGGGUGUGGGGGAGCUUUUGGGGUAUUGCAACGGUUUGGCAUACGUUGUAUGCCUCACAGGGUAUGGGUGUGUGUGGUGACAAGGGGGAGCGGGUGGGGUGGGGACGGGCGGUGGAUCAAAGGCGUGGGAGGGCUGAUAGGAGCUCGAGGGGUGGUGUUGGGGUCCGGGGAGCCUCAAGGGGCAGGCGGGGGGGAUUCAAAACGGGGGCGAGGACAGAGGCGGAGGAGACAGACUGGGGUGAGGGGAGGAGGGGUGAAGGGGGGGGGGGGGGGAUAG
Knipowitschia caucasica is the source of this 1053-nucleotide messenger RNA. Lineage: Eukaryota; Metazoa; Chordata; Actinopteri; Gobiiformes; Gobiidae. The record is from the annotation of a GenBank genome assembly.